Messenger RNA from Ustilaginoidea virens, 297 nucleotides. RefSeq lists its product as uncharacterized. The transcript is spliced from 2 exons. Lineage: Eukaryota; Fungi; Ascomycota; Sordariomycetes; Hypocreales; Clavicipitaceae. The record is from RefSeq and is a predicted model, not a curated record. The coding region runs from base 1 to 297 and encodes 98 amino acids.
AUGGAUCUACUUUUCAGGACUGGUUUGGUUUGCUUCGAGGUGCAAGCAAAGGCCGUCCGUAAAGGAGAGUUCGUUCUAAUGCAGUCUGUCAAAGACGCAAGUAGAGUUAAGGACAGUGGUUUGUGCAAGCAGCUAAAGAACGCGCUGCCGCAGCUCAAAGUCAAACGGGUGACCAGAGAUGAGUCUGGGCUGGUGGUGAAAAGAAGGGCAACUGAGGCCUUUGCGUACAGGACAGGAAAAGUAAAGACGAGUGAGCAGGAAGCGAAAAGCAGAAGCGGAAAAGGGAAGGGCGGGUAG